CUGUGUCUCCUGAAGAUCAUGAGUGCUCAAGUCGACCGUGUUUCUCCUCCUGUUCUCCGCGCACUCAGUCUCCGCAAAACCAACAAAUAAAGCACUCUCUCUCGCUCGCGAACACCCGGGAAUACCGCACAUCCACGUCUGGACUCAAGACUCUCUCAGUUUGCCCUCUUUUAAAAACCUCCUCGCCAGUCUCACUGAAGAUUCAAGGUGUUUUUUGUGUUUUGCGAUGAUGUUCAUGCAUGUUCUGAUGCGCGCUGGUUUUGGAUUAUUCAGCGUCGCUCUGGUCGCCUUUGUCCAGGGUCCAGCCGGUGUUUUUGCCAGCAGAAACCCGCAAGAUGUGGACGAGUGCGCCGAGGCCCUGGACAGCUGCAGUAUAGAUGCCAUCUGUCAGAACACCCUCAAGUCAUACAAAUGCAUCUGCAAAUCAGGAUACAAAGGCGACGGGAAACACUGUGAAGACAUCGAUGAGUGUGCCAGCGAAUAUAAUGGAGGAUGUGUUCACGAGUGCAUCAACAUCCCUGGAAACUACAGAUGCACGUGUUAUGACGGCUUCCGUCUGGCCCACGACGGACACAACUGCUUGGAUGUGGAUGAAUGUGCUGAAGGAAACGGCGGCUGUCAGCAGAUCUGUGUUAACAUGAUGGGCAGUUAUGAAUGUCGCUGCAGAGACGGCUUUCUGCUGUCCGACAACCAGCACACCUGCAUCCAGAGGCCCAAAGUACGUUUCAAUGGGACUAAGGAUGUGGCCACCUGCAUGGAUAAAAAUCACGGCUGUGCCCAUAUUUGCCGUGAGACCCCUAAAGGAACCAUCGCCUGUGAAUGCAGACCAGGAUUUCAGCUCACCAAGAACAAUCGAGACUGUAAAUUGACCUGUAACUAUGGUAAUGGCGGCUGUCAGCACAUCUGUGAGGAAACGGAUCAUGGGCCCAAAUGCUCGUGUCACAUGAAGUUUGCUCUUCACUCAGAUGGAAAGACCUGUGUAGAGGAAAGGAGUGCCCAACAUCAGCCACUGCAGCCACAGCUGUUACCCAAUGAGACGUGUGCAGUGAAUAACGGUGGUUGUGACAGCACGUGUCAUGAUGCUGUGACUGGUGUUCGCUGCAGCUGCCCGGUGGGAUUCACUUUACAGCCCGACCGCAAGACCUGCAAAGACAUUGAUGAAUGUCGCAUGAACAACGGUGGCUGUGAUCACGUUUGCAGAAACACCGUCGGCAGCUUCGAGUGCAGCUGCAAGAAAGGAUACAAACUCCUGACCAAUGAGAGGACGUGCCAAGAUAUAGACGAGUGUUCGUUUGACCGGGCCUGUGACCACACAUGCAUAAAUUCACCCGGGAGUUUCCAAUGCUACUGUCAUAAAGGCUACGUCCUCUACGGCGUGGCUCACUGCGGAGAUAUCGACGAGUGCAGCAUUAAUCAGGGUGGCUGUAAAUCGGGCUGUCUUAACACGCUGGGCAGUUAUGAAUGUACCUGUCCUCCUGGAUACAAACUGCACUGGAACAAGAAGGACUGUGUGGAGCUCAUAAAAUGUGCCUCCAAUUUGGUGGCCCCCAAAGCCACCCUGGCCUGCAGUAAAACGGGCAAGAAAGAGAGCUGUUCCCUCACGUGUGCAUCCAAAGCACAUUAUCUGUCAGAAUCAGACAGCAGUUAUUCUGUCAGCUGUGGAAUAUCAAUCCUGCGAGGAAAAUCUCAGAGCAGAGUCAACACGAGCAGCAUCCAGAGCUGCAUAGAGACUCAGGUUCAUCCAGUGAAGCAAACGGCGUCUUUUCGGAUCAAGAACGCCAAAUGUCACCUGCACCCGAAGCAUAAGGGGAGAGCAGAGGACAACGGCAGACAGAUCGGCCCAGGCGGUCAGCCGUGCAACAACUGCCUGGUCACGUUUGUUAACCUGAAGUGUGACUCCUCUAAGAAGACCAAAGGCGGUCGUCGAGCUCGAAACCCGACAAAUAAAGAGGUGACGCGCAUUACUCUGGAGCUGGAGGCCGAGGUCAAACCGGGAGACGCAACCGGGAACUGCAACAUGAUGUGUCAACGGCAGCACAUGGAGCAGCAGAUGAAGACGUACAUUAAAACCCUGAAGAAGUCCAUUAACCAGGAGCGUUUCCUGCUGCGUGUCGCUGGACUGGAGUAUGAGGUGGCACAGAAGCUCACACAGACAGCGUUGAAGCAGGAGAACUGCGGACCGGGCCGAGAAAAGGACAGCGGACGUUGUGUCAGAUGUUUGCCUGGCUCAUAUUACCAUGGGGAGCAGGAGCGAUGCAUCCAGUGCCCACCGGGAACCUUCCAGGAGCGGGAAGGUCAGCUUGCCUGCGAUCUGUGUCCUGGAGGAGACCGGCAUGGCCCACAAGGAGCCCGCAACAUCACGUCAUGUGCAGGUCAGUGUCCACCAGGGCAUUUCUCCAGCGACGGGUUCAAGCCCUGUCAGCCGUGUCCAUUGGGAAAAUACCAGCCAGAUCCAGGACGGACCCUCUGUUUCUCCUGUGGAGGUGGACUCAGUACUAAAAGAGAGGGCGCCAGUUCAUUCAAUGACUGCGAGGUCAAAGUGUUGUGUUCUCCAGGUCAUUAUUAUAACACAUCAGUUCAUCGGUGUAUCCGCUGUCCUCAUGGAACCUACCAGGCUGAAUUCAGACAGAACUACUGCAUCUCCUGUCCUGGAAACACCACCACAGACUUUGACGGAGCCAUCAGUGUGUCUCAGUGCAAGAAUCGCGAAUGCGGGGGUGAAAUCGGCGAGUUCAUUGGAUACAUCGAGUCACCCAACUAUCCCGGAAACUACCCAGCCAAUGUGGAGUGUGUGUGGACCAUCAACCCUCCACACAAACGCAAGAUUCUGAUUGUGGUUCCUGAGAUCUUCCUCCCGUCUGAGGAUGAGUGUGGAGAUGUGCUGGUCAUGAGGAAGAACUGGUCUGCAACCUCUAUUACCACCUAUGAGACGUGUCAGACAUACGAGAGACCGAUUGCAUUUACAGCCCGAUCGAGGCGCCUCUGGAUCAACUUCAAAUCCAAUGAUGUGAACAGCGCUCGUGGUUUCCAGAUUCCAUACGUCACUUAUGAUGAAGACUAUGAGCAGCUGGUUGAAGAUAUCGUAAGAGACGGACGGCUUUAUGCCUCUGAAAACCAUCAAGAAAUACUCAAGGAUAAAAAACUGAUUAAAACACUGUUCGACGUUCUGGCUCACCCUCACAAUUACUACAAGUACUCGACUCGAGACUCCACGGAGAUGCUCCCGCGCUCCUUCAUUCGCCUCAUCCACAGCAAAGUCUCGGCCUUCCUACGUCCGUACAAUUAAUCCAAAAAGACCACCAUCCACCUCCACACAGGCCUCGAGUCAAUGGGAUCCACACACACAAACACACACAUUUUCAACACCACACACACUAUGCAGAGUUCAGAUGCUUCACCAUGCCGUUUCCUUUCUUUUUUCUUGUCAGUCAUCUCUGAAAGGGAGAAAAGCUUCAGUGUAGUUUGUAUGUAGCGCAGUCGUAUCGAGCCAAUGAACAUGUUUCUUUUUCUCCUCGUGUUCGGUGUUGUUUCGAUGUUUUUGUUCGCUCGUACGGACGUUUGCACGAUCAGUCCCGCCGUUAUGAGCGACGUGCGCGUUUAAACGCACACAUAAAGAGUGUGUUGUACAGACAAAAGGAAGCCGUAGCAUGUCAAAGACGAGAAAAAAAAACCCCAACUGGAGCUAGCUGUGAUCGUGCUUCAAGAGUAGACUUCCUUUUUAUUUCCCAGCUCUCGUAAACGCUAGUUCUCAAAAAAUAAAUGUACAAUCUUUUGUAUAUCUGUACUUUUAGUGUGCUUUUGGUGAGAUCUAAUUCAUAUCACGACGUUAAAGCAUUAUAUUUGAGCUCCUAGAGCGUCCAUGUAAUCUCUAAAGGUCAUGCUGUUAAAACAGUAAUGUUCAGAUUGUAUUAUUGUCAAAUGCAUAUUCGUCUAUUUCCUAAUAUUCAAGUUUUAAUUUAACGAGGCUUAGAAGACGUGCGUUAUAUUGCAAAAGCUCGGAUGGUGAAAAAGGUUGGAAGCCAGUGGAUUGUUUAAUUUUUUUUGUGCGGGACAUGCAAUUGCUGCUUCUUCAGAAAAAAAAAAA
Molecule: messenger RNA, 4084 nt
Organism: Danio rerio (zebrafish)
Lineage: Eukaryota; Metazoa; Chordata; Actinopteri; Cypriniformes; Danionidae
Source: RefSeq, a predicted model, not a curated record